AUGGAUUCCGCCAAAGUCGAGACGCAAAACGCUACCGAGGAUAUAAACCGUGAUGCUGAGACCAAACCCCCGGUCGCGCCUAGCAAUGGCAGCACAAACAAGAAUCCCAAGCCAAGGCUCAAAAAAGCCCUCCUCAAACAAUUCAUUACACUCUCAGAGGCACACGACGCGGAAGAAGACAUGAGGGCCGAGCUGCAAUAUGCGUUGAAGAGGACAAAGUUUUAUACCUACUUCGAACAGAGACUUGAUCAGAUCCGGCAGCUUGUAGCUUUUCAUUGCGGAUUGAACCCCGACCAGGUACAGGUGCCAGAAAUAUUUGAGAACAAUGCGCUUGUAUGGCUGCAUGGAACAUUUAACAUGUGUAUUCCUCUACGCAUCAAAAACCCUGGACCGUCUCUGCCUUCCAAACUGGCGUUUAGGGUCCCCCUGCCAUAUAGGGUCGGCGAGGAUGCGUACCCUGGAAAUUCGGAAGAAAAACUGCGGUCCGAAACUGCGACAUACAUUUGGAUUGAGAAGAACUGUCCGGAUAUUCCAAUCCCAAAGCUACGGGGGUUUGGGAUGCCAAAUGGACUAAGUUUUUGUGACCCCAGCUUUGUUCCAUUAUGGGACAGGGCCAAAUUCUAUAUCAGACGAUUUGUCAAUCUCCUCUUAAAACGCCAGAGUGACAUGAGCAAUUUUGUUUUGCAGAAGAGAAAUGUAGUCCUAGAGCAUGGCUAUAUGCUCAUUGACUGGAUCGAAUAUGAUGAUGUGCAAAUGCUCUCUAAUACAUUCCAGCUACCACAUACAGACCUACAGACCGAGAACCUUUACCGGAGCAUGUCAAAAAUCAUGAUCUCCCUUGCUAAGGUCCCGCAGCCUCGGAUCGGGUCUUGGACCAUCAAUAACGAUGGUCGAAUCAGUUUGACCAACCGUCCCAUGUUCUGUCAUCUCAACAUAUUGGAAAACUGGUAUAUUCCAACUGAUAUUCCUCGCAACAUGACCUACACAAGCGCUGAUAGCUUCUACCUGGAUUUGCUUGCUGGUCAUGAUAAUCGUCUUCAACAUCAGGCGAAUGCUGCAUUCAAUGACGAUGAUGCACGUGGUCAAGCGGCAGACAUCCUGCUUAUGAGGGCACUGCUCCAUAAGUUCACUGAUCGUCGGCUCCGUGAUGGGCCAUUUGUUAUGCAGCUGACAGAUAUGCACUGUAGCAACAUCCUGGUCGAUAAAGAUUGGAACAUUAAGCAUGUUAUUGACCUUGAAUGGGCAUGCUCUCUACCCCUAGAAACUUUAUUGCCUCCAUUUUGGCUAACAGAAGAGGCCAUUGAUACUCUCACUGGCGACAAGUAUGAGAAGUUCAAGACUCAAUAUGAGCGGUUCGUGGAAGUAUUCGAGGAAGAGGAAAUGCGUGUGAACGCACCGCUACAAUUAAAUGGAACGGCUCUCUUGCGGGCGGCGCCUAUGAAGACAAGUCUAAAUGAAGCUCGAUUCUUUUACUUGUGGGCGCUACAGUCUCCAAAAGGCUUGUUCAACGUCUCUAGGCAGCACCUCCAUUCCAUGUUUGACAAGGUGUCGAGAGGUACUCUUAUAGAUGCAAUAUCCCCCUUUUGGACGCCCGGAAUGGCUUGUUUUGUGAAAUCAAAAUUGGACAAGUAUAAUCAAUACCUUCAAGACGUCUUUGAUAUUUUCAAUAGCGAAAAGAGCGGAAAGGCAUACUAUGUUUAA
Messenger RNA from Uncinocarpus reesii 1704, 1701 nucleotides. RefSeq lists its product as uncharacterized. The transcript is spliced from 2 exons. The record is from RefSeq and is a predicted model, not a curated record. The coding region runs from base 1 to 1701 and encodes 566 amino acids. Lineage: Eukaryota; Fungi; Ascomycota; Eurotiomycetes; Onygenales; Onygenaceae.